AGAAACUCCGGUGCAUCAUUCCUCCUAGUUUGUUGACGCUGACGGCUCGCCUGCUGCACAGGUUAAUAUUGGGGUGUCAACCACAGCAUCCAACCUCUUUAAAUGGGGUUUCGAGUUAAAACAUGAUCGCUUCACUCUCAAGGGGAAGUUUGCUGGAUGAGGUUCUUCACGGCGGCUACAAUGAGCAGCAGCUGGCAGCAUAUGUUUCCUGGGUGAACUCUCAGCUCAGGAGGAAGCCGGGGCUGAAGCCCAUCGCAGACCUCAGGCGGGAUCUGCAGGACGGGGUUGUGCUUGUCCAACUCAUAGAGAUAGUUGCUGGGGAGGUGCUGGAAGGAGUAUAUGUGCCUCCUCAAAACAAAGAGGAGAGCAGGAAGAAUGUGGAGGAAGUGUUGCGGUUCAUUUCCUCCAGACGCAUACGCAUGCCGCACAUUUCCGCCAGAGAUAUUGUUGAUGGUAAUCUGAAGUCCGUAAUGAGGAUAAUUCUGGCGCUGGCGGCCCACUUCAAACCUUCAGCCACUCACAGAGCUGCUGCAGGACGUGGGAGGAGCUUGUCCACAGGCAACUUAAACCACAACCCUCACUCCACUGUUGCACUGGCUCAAGGGGCGGCUGCUGCACUUGCAUCAGCUCGACUGGAUGCCUUGCUGCCUGCUCGUAACACACGUUUCCACAGUGGCCUGGGCCUGGAUAGAGAAAAGAGCGUGCGUGUCCGAGCCUUGGUUAAGCAGUAUGAAAAAGGAAAAGCAGACGAGCAGGACGACCCUGAGCUGAGCAGCCUUAGCGCCCAGACUCCAGUGUCGUCACCUAAAGCUCAGUUGAGCAGCUUCCCAGACAGACAGACACCUGACUGCCAGCUGCACGACAGCACCGAGUCGUCUCUCUCCGUCGUGGAGCCGGCGUGGGACGAGUCCUUCAGUGAGACUUUGGAGAAGGAGGUGCAGGAGGCACGAAAGAUGGUGUCAGCUUUACAGGUUCUGCUGCUGAAUGGUUCCCUCCCCGAAGACGAGCAGGAUGUGUCUUUGACUCUGGACCACGGAGACGCCGAGCAGCAGCUGGUCGUCACUCGCAGUCGCUUGGAUCAGAGCAUGGAGGAGGUCCGGGAGCUGAAGAGGGAGCUGCUGCGCUGCAAGGAGGAGAUGAGGACCCUGCAGGGAGUCAAGGACGCCCAGCAGCAGCGGCUCUGCUCUCAGGAAGGAUCCAUACUGCAGAUGAAGCAGGAGCUGCUCCGUGCCAGCAUGACAAAGGACGAACUCAACAACCAGAAUGCGGAGCUGCAGUGGAAGCUGGAGGAGUGCAACAGGCUGUGGGGGGAAAGCAAGAAGGACAUCGGACAGAAGGACAGAUUGCUUCAACAGGUCAAACUCAAGCUUGAAGAAAGCCAGAAACUUCAGACUGACCUGCAGAGUGAGGUGGAGCAUAAAACCAGCAUGCUGCAGGAGCGACUGAGUAGAAAUCUGCAACAGGUUCCCAGCAGGCCGGAAAACAAUGGAUAUCCAGCUCCUGCAGGCCAAGCAGAAGAGGUUCAGCUGCUCCGAGACGCACUGAGGAGCCUGAGGAACAACCUGAGAGACCACGACCCGCAGCACCACACGCUGGACACGCUGGAGCAGGGCAUCGUGUCGCUCAUCGACAGGCUGCACGUCGUCCACACUCAGAAGGGACGGGGGAAGUCUCCGAGACGCAGAGAUCCGCACACAGACCUGGACUCCUGGCCCGCCACGAAAAAUUGUCAAUCUCAUAAUGGCUCCCCCUCCUCUACUAAAAUCCUUUAUUUCACUGGAAAAUCCCCAACGCCUUCCAUGAUAAAUAUACCAAAGAGGCUGGGGGAGGUGACCCUGAAGGAUGUUAAAGCUGCUGUAGAUCGAGAGGGGAACUACAAGUACCACUUCAAGGCCCUGGACCCCGAGUUCGGGACUGUGAAAGAGGAGGUUUUCCUGGAUGGAGCCAUCGUUCCGGGCUGGGAGGGGAAAAUCGUGGCUUGGCUGGAGGAGAGCCGUGGAGAGGACAGGCCGUUGUAGGUUCAGGCCGCGGGGCCGUGAUCCCAGAGGCACAUCAACUGCUCAAGAGCACAACCGCACCGUUUCUGUGGACCGGGACUAUGAAAGACCCCCCCAGCAGCGCUGGGUGGACCAGUCGGUCCCAAACCCAACUACAAGCUGAAGAUCUGCAACUGUUCUGCAGGAUAUUAUAGAACUCUGUGCCUUAUGAAAGAGACCCUUGUUAUUUUUUUAUUUUAUUUUAUCACUGCCAGGCUGAAGCAUCAAAACUGGACUCAAGUACGUCAUCAUUUUGAAUUAAUACAUCAAAAACCACAACAGCAGUUUGUUACCUCUACUUGAAGGUUUUUGACAUGUUUCAGUGUUUGUCGUACCCGGUCCAUCAGCGAUGUCUUGAGAACAAACUUCCCACCAAACUGUCUCAAAGGCAUGUUUUUCAUAGUUGUCAGUGUUUCGUCAGUCCUGUGGUUUUAUACUGAGAAGGUAAACCAAACUACAGUAUUUAUUAUAUCCAGGCAGAAGAGACAACUUACUGACCACAUAGAUAAGUCUAUGUCUAUAAUGAAGGUGUUGGAAGGAAAGAAAAUGUCAUUAAGAAUAAGUGAAAGUGAUGCACAAAGUUUCUCCACAGCCCAACAGGAUGAUGUUGAUGAUGUUGAUCGACAAAAACAUCAGCCAUUUUUGUUGUUUUUGCAUUAGCUGCAUACAGAAUGUUGAAGUGGUGAAUGUUUACUGUACCAGAAGGAUGUAAAACCCACAGAUGUAUUUGAAACUAAAUAGGACCUAAUUCCAGAUGUGGAUUUUACCGUCAGUCUGCUAACUGAAGCACCGUCGGAGGACAGAAAGGGUUCUUCAGCGUUUACGUUCACGUAGAAAUGUAAACAAUCAGUGCUCUUUCUGUCCUAGCUCUUGAGAUUUUUUUGUACAUUAUGUUCCACCAUGUCCUUAAUUAUUUUAAAAUACAGAAUAUUUGUAGAAAGAGAGUUGAUGCGAAUGUUUCUGCUUAUACUAAAAAUGCUGUUUUAUGUUAAAAGUUUGAAAGAGACUUUUGUUUCACAACAAACGUCGUCUUUCUAUUUUACGGAAGAGUAUUAGG
Molecule: messenger RNA, 3093 nt
Organism: Cololabis saira (Pacific saury)
Lineage: Eukaryota; Metazoa; Chordata; Actinopteri; Beloniformes; Belonidae
Product: dixin-like
Exons: 21
Coding region: 123-2018 (631 amino acids)
Biological process (GO): canonical Wnt signaling pathway
Cellular component (GO): cytosol
Molecular function (GO): protein binding
Source: RefSeq, a predicted model, not a curated record